AUGGCUCAAGCUAAGAUAAUCUCUACAUUCCUUCUGGGGAUGAUUCUCUUGGGCUGCGGCUGUUCAGCUGACACCGAGCCUGAGCCUUCACCUUCACCUUCAAAGCCUCCGCCUUCACCGGACGCGCCAGACGCCAAUCCCUCGCCACCACCGCCAAAGCCAGAAAUCUGCAGAACCGUUUUUAACAUAACUGGCAGGAAGGACAGCGAUAACUUUCUUUAUGCUCGCCUUGGCAGCAUGUACGGCCAUGGUACGGUGCUGGCGAUCGCGAAUUCCGACAUCUACGAGGAGCCUGAUCGCUACAUCGUCUCCUCGACUAGCUUCGUGAUCAUGCUUCCACAUGGCCAGAUCGCAGUACAGGGCGUCUGGGUCGACAAGCUGGACAUUACCUGCACGUUCCCCAUCGUGGGGGGCACUGGCAACUUCACCGGCGCCACCGGGCAAAUUGACAUGACGGUGGCUUCCCGCUCCACCUACCUUUUCACCCUCAAGAUGGAUAAGGACUCCUGCUAG
Volvox carteri f. nagariensis is the source of this 513-nucleotide messenger RNA. RefSeq lists its product as uncharacterized. Gene Ontology annotation, biological process: jasmonic acid biosynthetic process. The record is from RefSeq and is a predicted model, not a curated record. NCBI's taxonomy places the organism in Eukaryota, Viridiplantae, Chlorophyta, Chlorophyceae, Chlamydomonadales, Volvocaceae. The coding region runs from base 1 to 513 and encodes 170 amino acids. Gene Ontology annotation, molecular function: allene-oxide cyclase activity. The transcript has 3 exons.